Caretta caretta (loggerhead turtle) is the source of this 8265-nucleotide messenger RNA. NCBI's taxonomy places the organism in Eukaryota, Metazoa, Chordata, Testudines, Cheloniidae. The record is from RefSeq and is a predicted model, not a curated record.
GUUCCACAAUGGUACAGCCAGCAUCACGCUGCACAAUGGUUUCCAGGCAGUGAAAGAGGGUGAUUCAGCAAGCCACUCUUUCUUCCCCUUUUAUUUCAUUAUUAUCAUAUGUUUUCCCUCCCUUUUCCCCCCUCUGCUUUAUUUUUUUCCCCAGGGAUUUUAUUUAGUACACUUUUUUAAAAAAUUGGUUUGCCUUGAAGUCACCUGCCCAUCAUUUUAAUUAUUAUUAUUUUUUUAAUACUCCAUCUCUUCCUCCUCAGUUUGGAAUGUGGUUAAAAAUACCACGUAAGGUUGCAGUUUGAGGGAAGGGUUGCUGUACCGGGAGCAUAGUUCGCAGGCACGGAAUGGGCUAGCAUUAGAAAUUGGUACCAGCAGCAGGCCAGAUUCAGCUAUGGGAAUUCAGGCAUGAAGUUGACCCCUCUCAAUCAUUUCCUAUAGAUGAGACAUAGCACAAGCUGUGGUAUUUAUGAGCCGCCAUUUCUUAUACUACUGCAGUGAACCUACCCUGGAUGUGAAGAUUGCCUUUUGUCAGGUGUGUGUUCCUUACAGGUAAAACAAGAUGAGGAAGGGACACUAUGACAAGGGUUUCAAAAAAUUAUCAAUAGAAACAAACUCGACAAGAAGGCAAAGAAUACUUGGCUUGUCAGAGGGAUUUGGAAAACAAGUGGAUGUGUCAUAUAUUGCCAAACAUUACAACAUGAGCAAAAGCAAAGUUGACAACCAGUUCUACAGCGUGGAAGUAGGUGACUCGACCUUCACCGUUCUCAAGCGCUACCAGAACUUAAAACCUAUUGGCUCUGGGGCUCAGGGAAUAGUUUGCGCUGCAUAUGAUGCCGUCCUUGACAGAAAUGUGGCUAUUAAGAAGCUCAGCCGACCAUUUCAGAAUCAAACGCACGCCAAACGAGCUUACAGGGAGCUGGUCCUCAUGAAGUGUGUGAAUCAUAAAAAUAUUAUCAGUUUAUUAAAUGUCUUCACACCACAGAAAUCUCUGGAGGAAUUCCAGGAUGUUUACCUGGUAAUGGAGUUGAUGGAUGCCAACUUGUGCCAGGUGAUUCAGAUGGAAUUAGACCAUGAACGAAUGUCUUACCUGCUCUACCAAAUGCUGUGUGGGAUCAAGCACCUUCACUCUGCGGGAAUCAUUCACAGGGACUUAAAACCAAGUAAUAUUGUGGUAAAGUCCGAUUGCACGUUGAAGAUUCUGGACUUUGGACUGGCCAGGACUGCAGGCACCAGCUUCAUGAUGACUCCCUAUGUGGUGACACGUUAUUACAGAGCACCAGAGGUCAUCUUGGGAAUGGGCUACAAGGAGAAUGUGGAUAUAUGGUCUGUGGGAUGCAUUAUGGGAGAAAUGGUUCGCCACAAAAUCCUCUUUCCGGGAAGGGACUAUAUUGACCAGUGGAAUAAAGUAAUUGAGCAGCUGGGAACACCAUGCCCAGAAUUCAUGAAGAAGCUACAACCCACAGUGCGGAACUACGUUGAGAACCGACCUAAGUAUGCUGGUCUCACUUUCCCCAAACUUUUCCCAGAUUCUCUCUUCCCAGCCGACUCAGAACACAACAAACUCAAAGCCAGCCAAGCCAGGGACCUUUUGUCAAAGAUGUUGGUGAUUGACCCAGCCAAGCGGAUAUCAGUGGAUGAAGCCUUACAGCAUCCAUACAUUAAUGUGUGGUAUGACCCUGCAGAAGUGGAGGCGUGGAGUGUUUUCUGCUCACCAGACUUAAAAAAGCCUCCUCCUCAGAUAUAUGACAAACAGCUGGAUGAAAGAGAACAUACGAUUGAGGAAUGGAAAGAAUUGAUCUACAAGGAAGUAAUGAAUUCUGAAGAAAAAACUAAAAAUGGAGUAGUAAAAGGACAGCCUUCUCCUUCAGGUGCAGCAGUGAACAGCAGCGAAAGCCUCCCUCCAUCCUCAUCUGUCAACGACAUCUCCUCCAUGUCCACUGACCAAACCCUGGCAUCUGACACCGACAGCAGCUUGGAAGCUUCUGCAGGACCCCUCGGUUGUUGCAGGUGACUAGCCGCCUGCCUGCGAAACCCAACGUUCUUCAGAAGAUGAGGCAAUUUAGGGGGAAAAUAAUAACAAGAAUAAACGAUGGAAAGGAAGAGAAAUAAAAGAUAAAGAUUUAAAUGAAACAAAACCCUUUUCAGCCUGCUUCUCCUACAGAGUUAUGUAAUGCAGCUAAGCUCAAGUAUAUAUUUAACUUAUAGUUGCUCUGCUUUGGUCUUCUUCCAAUGAUGCUUACUGAAAAAAAAGGGAAUUAAAGAAGCCUUUUUUUCCCCAUGAAAUGUAAAAUUAAUGGCUGCAAAACCAGCAACCUGCAACUGUCCUUUUUCACACUGGCAUGACGAGGUGUGCAGUAGCCACUCUACAUAUGUAUGUGUGUGUAUCUGAUUUCACUAUCUUGCUAAUCUAUUUUACUACUUCUGGCCACUUAGAUAUAGAUACACACACAUUUAUCUCAGUACCUGUACAGCAAACAUACACAAAUGUGUAUGAUAGUAUGUGCAACUGUGUAUCUCUAUACAUUAUAUACAGAUAUGCAGUGUGCACUCUAGAACUAAUUGGCCCAUUUCAUGUGAACAUCUGUAACAUAUUGCCAGUAUAUAAUCUGUUCUGUUUGUUCAUUAAGUUGUAUAUCAGAUAAGAUUUGUAAAAGCAAAAAUAAUAAGUCAAGCCUGAGCUCUCUCAGACCCUUGAAGAUGUAGCACCCCAAUUUCAACUGAUAUAUAUAUUUUUAAUAAUACUGGUUUGUACGGAGGAUGCACGGAAUGGAGAUUUACAAGGAAAAUGUGCAUGCUAACAUUUGUUGCUUUGAUUUUUAGCACAGAUAUGAGCUAGGACCAGGUUAAAAGGAAGCAUAUCUAUCUUUGGGAGCUGUUGGGGUUGAGGAUGGAGGAGUUGUCCUGUGAAUACCUAAUAUCUCAGCCCACAAGGACUUCAGAGACACACUUUUCAUAGUGAUAAUACAGUGAGUUAUUUUUCUUAGCUUAUAGAUAGGCUUAUCAUUGUUAAUUAUAAUGUGUAUGUGUGUGUUAGGGGCUAAAAUGUGGGGGAUAGGCUCAGAUAACAACAAGAAGGAUGUACACAAUUUUUAUGUAUCAUUUAUGACUAGGUGCUUGGUCAGCCAGGAUUGCAGACAAGGGAUGUUUGCAGUCUACUCCCUCUCUAGGUAUUUGUUGCUGCAAAGGAGUUGAAUUCCCUUUAAAUAAUUUCCCUUGUGGGAAUUACAUUACUUGGACAUCAUUGAUUCUAUAGUUCGUUUCAGCCUUCCCCCCCCCGCCCCCCGGUGACAAAUCAGCUGAUUCCUCAAAGUGCUUCAUCAACUGGGCUACACCUAGCAGGUUAGUAAAUUGAAUGGUCAAAUAUUCUCAUACAUUUAAUAUGCUUUGCCUUUAUUUAACAGCCAGGAGCCAAGCUGAGAGUGUAACAAUCAGGAUCUCAGGCAGCUUUUGCAUAUUUCAAAGAAGCCAAUAUUGAGUAAAUAUCAAUUGGAUUUUGAUGGAUAAUAAUACUUUGGACUUGCAGCAGAGAGUAGUGUCAGGUCUUUUAACAGCGUACAGCAACACGACACAAUUGUUUAGGGCAACUGAAGAACUGUUUUUCCUCCUAAAACAGCAAUGAGAAUUUUAGGUAGGCAAAAUGCAACUGUCUGAGUUGGAAUUUAGCCAGGAUUCUAGGGUUCACAUCUCUCUCCUCUUAUCCAAAUGUGCUGUGCCAUCUGUAAUGUAUGCCUCAUCCAAAUGGCAGGAAAAGUUAAUUUAAAUAGCUUAUUCUAGUUAACUGUAAUGUAUGACAAUUUUUGAAUCUACAAAUAUUUGAUUGGACAGUUGACAAAUCUGCCAUCCCUAAACUGGGGAAAAUAUCUGAAUAUCAACUGAGAUUUUGUCCAAAGUAAAAAGCAAACAAUAAAGCUUCCACUCAAGUAUGUAAAAUAAAAAUAAAGAAUAAAUGUAAUGUAAACUCAGAGUUAGUAGCUCUGAGUGGUCUUGAAAUUACACUAUAAAGUAAUUUUUCCCCAGGUAUGUUUUGGUGGCUUUUUUUCCAUGACAUUUUUUCAUAUAUUGAAAACAAAAUUAUGUAUGUAAUUUUUCAAAAAAACUCAGUUUCAGCAGUAGGUGUGAAAGCAAUAAGUAUAAACAAUAAAUCACUACUGCUAAUAGAUUUAGCAAUAUUCUCUCUUAAAGCCAUGAAACAUCAAAUCAUCGUUUAGCAACAUGACCUUAAUCCAGCCUCAGGUGAAUGCAAAUACUCGUGAAAGUGUUUAAAGGGAUACCACAAUGCAUUGUAGGUGUGUCAAAAGCAAUAACACUGAGGGGGAUUCCCUAGCAAUAAUAGCAGUUAUCAGCUCCAGCUUUCAAGCAUCAUACGUUAACACUAGUAAAAUAUAGAGAAUUCACCUCCAUUUUAGGUUGUCUUCUCAACUGAAAAAAGGGUGAGCCUCUUGGAGUGACAGAUUAUUAAAUGAGUACAACUAAGCACAACCAUGCCAUAGACUUUCGGAACAAUGUCUGGGAAGUCCUUCGUAGAGAGCUACUUAAAGUGUGUGGAAACUCUCCCAAGUUUAAUCUGUCAAAACUAGAACAGUGACCACUCUCCUGUGCGGUACAAUUCAUUUUCCCCUGGGCUGAUGAAAAGGGGUGCGGGCACCAUAAAAGACGUCCCAGCGAUUGGCACUCUAGGAAUCCCUAAGAUAGAGAAUACAGUUUAUCUAAAUGCCCAUCUAAGGCCCUGAUUCAUCAAAACACCAAUGCAUGUGCCUAAGUCACACACAGGUCAAUGGGAUUUACUUAUAAUUAAGCAUAUGCUUUAGUUCUUUGCUGAAUAGGGAUGAACAUAGUUAAGUGCUUUGCUGAGUUGUGGCCUAAGUAAACAAUCAUAGCAUUUCUUUUUAUCCUUAAAUUUGUCAAUCUUCCUUUUGGGCAGCUCUGCUCUUUGAAGGGUGCAAGGCUCUCCACCCUGGACAAAGCUAUCAGCAAAUGAGCAAUAGACCUUGUCGGAUCUGUCAGAGCUGGAGUAACAACCCCUCAAACCUGAAUAGUAUCAUUCAUUUUCCCUUGGCUCAGGAAGUUGAUGCUGUCAGCAUGUAACCUAAAGGAAUACAGGUACCGAUCAACUAGAAACUACAGUGACUCAUGCUCUGUAAAUACCUAUGGAUAGAUAAAAACCUUCAUAGCUUCUAGAAGUUCCAGACAUCGGUGUUUCAAGCCUUUUCCUCAUUAGUUCAAUAUUGUAGCCAGCAUGAAAUGAUGGUUGCUCUUAUUCUCUCUCUUGCAAGUGAUUUUUAAAUCUACCUCUGUUUUUAAUAAUAUUAAUUAAUACCUCGCACUUAUAUGCUUUCAAAGUGCUUUACAGCUAAAAUAAUGGAAAGAAUGAGACACAUUCUGGCUAAGGGCUAGAUUUAAUGCCUGAAGCUGCUGAUAGGAACCUAUGCACUUUUGAAAUAUCCCACUAGGCACCUAACUGUCAUUGACUUCCAUUGAAGUUAGGUGCCUAGGUGCUUUCGAAAAAUCCACUAGGCACCUAUCUGCAUCUUCAGGUCUCUGAAACCUUUAAAUACCUGCCCUUAAGUGACUUCCUUAAAUCAUGUUGAUAGCCACUGGCAGAGUAAGGUGAUUGCCAAUCUCUGUUCUGAACACUAGUUAAAGUCACUUUAAGAAACUGUAAAAGGAGGAAAUGAUUGAAGAACCUUUCCAAUGGGGCUACUACAUCUUCAGGGGCAUCUUCCUAAGUUUCUGGAUGAUAUGAGAACCCUACAGGAAUUACAGUGUACUAAUGCUUCUAAGAGACUGAUAUUUUUCCUUGUUUGAACGAGAAGGAGGUUGAAAUAAACAGAUGGUUAUGCAGAUCUAGCUAUUGGUAUGGAGAUUAACCUUGCUCCUGCAAACUUGAUGGCUGUUGGAAGAGUGGUUUCUUUUUAGGCUUGCUCUGGUUAUGCAACACCCACAAUGCAUGACUGACUAAUCAUUUCCCUUAUAGAAAAAUAUAGAAUGUAACAGAAAAUUAUCACCAGCCUAUAGAAUUUAAAUAGAGGUAUAAUUUUCUGCUAUAGGAUUCUAAAGAUUGGUUCACUAAAUCUCCAUAAAGGAUAAUAUCCAGAGUGCCCUACUGGUUUCAAUAAAUUCUAAAGAAACAUUCCAUGAGGACUGUAAAGUAUCUUUAGACAAUUAAAGUAUUUCUUUAAGUUGGUCCAACGCUGAGAUGUUUGCAACUCACAUUCUUCUUCUGAAUUAUUCUAGUUUACAUGGGAUGCCUGAUGUAACCUCAAGUUCAGUAGAAUCCUACAUCACAUGGCGUGGAAGUACACUUGGGGUAGCUUAUUUUGUUGAUCAGAAACAGAACCUAGAUGACGAACACAUCCCUCAUUCAGUGAAUUUUUCCUUUUGAAAUUCUUUUCUUCAUGGCAUAAAUCUGUAACUCCAAGAGGUGGCAACAUUGGCUAGAUCAGAUGAUGCUGUGACAGUACCACUCACUUUGCUCAAUUUACAAGCCAAGCUGAGGCUCCCGUAUGUGGUUUCACCUUCAGGCUGUUACCUGGUGCUUACUGAAGAAGCUAGACUUAUGUUAGUGCCCUGAGGACAAUUUCCAUAAUACUGUCCCUUCAUUAAAUCCCAUCCAAGUUGAUACCAUUGAGUAGAGCUCGUUGGAAGUUUUCUAACAACAAUUUUUUUUCAUCUGAACAUGCUGAUUCAUCAGAACCCAAACUGUUCGUGAGACAGGGUUGGUUUUGAUGAAGCUUCCAAUUUGAAAAAAUUUGGAGGGAGAAAAAGGUUUUGAAAUUGGCACAAGUCCCAAGUUGACCUGAUCUGCUUUGUAUUAUUAUGAUCAGUUUGCAGAAAUUUUUCAAGAUUUUCCCUAUUUGGGACAAGACAAAUUUUCAAAAUCUCUAAAAUUCUCAACCCAGCUAUACUCUUUAUUGUUUCUGAGGAGAGGAACACAGAAUGAAAACCUGUUGGGAAAGAAUUAGAUUUUUGUUAAAUAGUCAGGCAAACACAAGUGUGAGUUAGGUGUUUAGGUUUGUAUUUUUUCUGCGUGCACGAGUGGGUGUGUGUUUUUAGGUUCUUCGUGAUAUACUAAUAUUUGAUCCAAAUUUCUUAAUGUGGAAAAUGACCCUGUAAACUUAAUCAAACCUUGCAUCUUCAAGAAUCUGAUAGUUGUGCUUGUUUCAAUUUACAUCAGUUUUCAAAGGAUACCAUUAACUUGUGGCAGGCUGAAGAUGAACUUUAAAUAAAUAUACCCCCUGCACAAACAAAAAAACAAUGUUCAGCAGAUUUGAAUAUUCCACAACUAUGUAAUGUCUUAAUUAGAAAAAAAAAUUGUUUGUCAUCUUUGAGGAGUUGGAAAAUAACUCUGUCCAAUGUAGUUUAGUGGAAUCCAUGAGAUAUAUUAGGAACUUGUCAGUAAGACCUAAUAUCUCUUUUUUUUAAUUUGGUAUUGAUUGCAAGAGCUGAAUUGUUUAAACCUCAUUUCUGUUCAAUCUCGUUGACAAAUGUCAGGUUAAGGCUUUUGGAGAAGGUCCAAGUCUGCAAAAAGAACAUUGAAAACUCCUGCCAAGGCCAAUUGUCACGUCCAUCACUGAGCAACAGAAAAUGCAACAUUGUUUUCACAUGGAAUUUUAGUGUGACCUUUUGGUUAGCUGGCAGAAUUCUACAUUAAGUCUCUCACCAGGCCUGUUUUAACCAACUCCCAGGACUUUGACUUACAUCCCCUUAAACACAGAAGACUGAGGCAGGCAGCUCUCAAGGCUGGAAAAGAAAAUGCCAUUCUUCAGGCCUGCAGGAUUUAAAACAUUGACUGAAAGGCAAUUUUAACUAACAGGAGGGUAAUAAAUUGUGGAGUGCCCCCAAAAUAAACCUUUUCCCUUUCACAUCUGACCCCCGAGAAUGAAAUCACUCCCACCGAAAACAACUACUGCAGAAGCCAUGUAUAUUAGCAAACAAUGCAUUAUGUUUUCUUCCUUAUCUCAUGCGUGGAUGCCAGGUAGUUUAGAGUUAGGGACUUGUUUGGAAAGCAAAGCUCCUACACUAACUACAAUCAUUGCUGCUGUAUGGAACUCACUUUAACAACAACACUAACCUAGGCCCAACCCUGCAUUCCUCAGUGAGGCAAAACUCCUGCUUUACGUCCGGCAGGAGUUUUGUCCAAAUAAAGCAGGUGGGAUUAGCGUUAGAAUCUUAUGGAGAUUGAACAAGUGAGGAGGAGGAAGAGGAUGUUCAACUACUAAGACUAGAUGUAAUUCCUUUAUGUAAAAUAAAUAGAAGUUCAUUUUU